Molecule: messenger RNA, 2778 nt
Organism: Oldenlandia corymbosa var. corymbosa
Lineage: Eukaryota; Viridiplantae; Streptophyta; Magnoliopsida; Gentianales; Rubiaceae
Source: the annotation of a GenBank genome assembly
CGGAGAUCAUGUUAGAACCGGAAUGUAGUAUGCCACUGAUUAGGAAACAGGUGGCUUACGGUGGAACCCGGGAAAAAGAACGAAGCAGGACCCUACUCUCAUCUAUUCGGCCCCACGCUCCAACACUUUUAAGUUCACUAUUGGUUAGUCCAUCACAUAGAGUAGGUCCUUAGUUUCAUACUUCCAUUAGCUUCUUCUUCUGCCACCGCCAUGGAUUGGAGACCUCUCUCUGAACUCUGAACUGAACAAGGAAGCAUCCUCUUAUCCUUUCGAGUGGCUGUAUCACGAAUGGAUACUUCAAUAAAAUUAGGCUCAGGAGUGAUGCCCCGUCAAUUUAUGGUUAAUAAUUCGUGCUCUACAACAGCAAGUUUGCAUUUUUACUUCAAGAACAACGGAAAAAUUAAAAGGGUCCGUGGCCAAUUUGGGUAUGAGAAGUUGAAUAGCCAUGUAAUGAUUCGUGGGUGCUCGAGGGUUUAUGCUUUUGGUGGGACUAGUGAAUUGUAUAAUCGAAGGAAGGUAUAUGGGAAUUGGGAGUCAUUAAGUUGUAAAUGCCAAGGAGCUCAGAAUGUUAGUGGAGCAAUUGUCGAGAGUGGAAAUGGGAAAUUGGUGGAUGGUGUGGCCAAUGAUUUGGCUUUACAAAAUUUUGACAAUAAUAAUCAGUGGUUUGAGAGUGAGAAGCGGGAUUCUAGUUCCAGUGAUGAAUCUGCUGCCGCCUCUGAAAUGAGUGAUUCGUUGCAGGAGUUUGGGAUUAAUUCUGUGGAAGAUGAAGCAUGGAAUCUGUUGAGAGCAUCCAUUGUGUAUUAUUGUAAUAAUCCCAUUGGGACCAUUGCUGCUAAUGACCCAAGUGCUGCUAACAUGCUCAACUAUGAUCAGAUAUUCAUCCGUGACUUCAUACCUUCUGGAAUUGCUUUUUUGCUAAAAGGGGAGUUUGAUAUUGUUCGUAACUUCAUUCUUCACACUCUUCAGUUGCAGAGUUGGGAGAGAACUAUGGAUUGUUACAGUCCUGGACAAGGACUAAUGCCUGCCAGCUUUAAAGUGCGCACUGUCCCCCUCGAUGGUGACGAGUCUGCAACAGAGGAGGUGUUGGAGCCAGAUUUUGGUGAGGCAGCAAUUGGUCGGGUUGCACCAGUUGACUCAGGCUUGUGGUGGAUUAUUCUCUUGCGAGCUUAUGGCAAGUGUUCGGGUGAUUUAUCAGUUCAAGAGAGAGUUGAUGUUCAAACUGGAAUCAAGAUGAUUCUAAAGCUAUGUCUUGCAGAUGGCUUUGACAUGUUUCCUACCCUAUUGGUGACUGAUGGUUCUUGCAUGAUAGAUCGCCGCAUGGGCAUUCAUGGCCAUCCUCUGGAAAUUCAGGCAUUAUUCUUUUCAGCCUUACUUAGUGCUCGUGAGAUGCUUGUGCCCGAGGAAGCAUCAGCCGACCUACUGAGAGCACUCAAUAAUCGUCUUGUAGCUCUAUCAUUUCACAUAAGAGAAUACUAUUGGAUUGACUUGAAAAAACUCAAUGAAAUAUACCGAUACACUACAGAAGAAUAUUCUUAUGAUGCUGAGAACAAGUUCAACAUUUAUCCUGAUCAGAUACCUCCAUGGCUGGUGGAAUGGAUGCCCAGCAAGGGGGGUUACUUCAUUGGAAAUCUGCAGCCAGCACACAUGGACUUCCGUUUUUUCUCUCUUGGAAAUUUGUGGUCUGUUGUCAGUAGUCUAGCAACUACAGACCAGUCAAAUGCUAUAUUGGAUCUUUUUGAGGCCAAAUGGGAAGAUCUUGUGGCUAAUAUGCCCCUGAAGAUAGCAUACCCUGCGCUCGAGGGAGAGGAGUGGCGAAUCAUCACAGGCUGCGACCCAAAGAACACGUAAUUACUUCAUUAUUGGAUACUGUAUUCUUAUCAUGGUGAUUGCCAAAUCUUUCUCACUACAAAAUUUUUGUAUGCAGGCCAUGGUCUUACCAUAAUGCAGGUUCAUGGCCAACUUUACUCUGGCAGUUGACUGUGGCGUGCAUAAAGAUGAAUAGACCAGAGAUUGCCGAAAAUGCGAUCAAGAUUGCUGAGAAACGGAUAGCUAGAGACAAGUGGCCCGAAUAUUAUGACACCAAAGGAGCAAGAUUUAUUGGGAAACAGGCGCGCCUCUUCCAAACCUGGUCCAUUGCUGGAUAUCUAGUGUCAAAGCUCCUCAUUGCAAAUCCAAAUGCAGCAAAUAUGCUAAUCAAUGUCGAGGAUUCAGAAUUCCAAAAUGCAUUCUCGUCUGCAAUUAGUGCUAAUCCCAAGAAGAAGCGUCCACCAAGAAAGUUGAAGAAAAGUUAUAUAGUAUGAUUAUUAUCAUGAUCCCACAUUAAGUACCCCUAUUUGGUAUUCUUGCACAAAUUCAGAUGUUCCGAACUUCCUGACGGCUCAGCCUUGUGCAAACUAAUUAUAUAGUUCAGCCAUUGUACCAUAGUAGGUUUUGUUCUCCUGUGGUGAAUGUACAGAGCUCUAUAGUUUUAAGCAACCAAUACAGAAUGUCUCUUCUUCUUUUGCAGGAGGAAUUCUUUCUUCUUAUCUUCUGAUUCUGAGGCAUUUCAGAUAGUAGAUCAUAUCUUGCUUGAGUUCAAAACCUUCAUUUCCUUUUUGGUUGGAUUCUAUGCAAAUCUCGUGCCGACGUUGAUAGUUACAUAAAGCCUUCAUUUCCUUCCUGUAAUGUUGGAUGAUUGGGUUGACAAGAGGAUUGGAAGCUCAUUGUCUCUUUCUCUUUGGAAACGAGAAAGGUUAACUUACAUUCUAAAGUAAACGUGUUUCGAAACAAGUGUCAUUC